This is a messenger RNA of Caenorhabditis remanei, 930 nucleotides long. RefSeq lists its product as uncharacterized. The record is from RefSeq and is a predicted model, not a curated record. The transcript has 4 exons. NCBI's taxonomy places the organism in Eukaryota, Metazoa, Nematoda, Chromadorea, Rhabditida, Rhabditidae. Bases 1 to 930 code for a protein of 309 amino acids.
AUGGUGUCUUCAGAAAUCGUUGUCGUUGGGACUUCUCUUCUUGUAUUCUUGUCGGCAGGACUAUUUGUGUUGAAGACGAAGAACGAGUUGGAUCAAGUGUGGUCAGAGUUCGAUGACCAGGUGCAGGAGGUGACGGUCCUCCGAGAUGCCACGUGGCAGGAUUUGAAAUCUCUUGCUUCCUCGAAAAAUAUCCCGUUAGACAGGACCAAGAGACAAAGUUAUUAUGAAAAAGUCGCGGAUUCCUAUGCACUCCCACCGUCACUAGGCGUGGAGGCACAUGCGCCGUCAAUUUCUCCAGAAUGCAACUGCAACCUGGAGAACAACAACUGCCCCGCUGGUCCACCAGGUCCAAAGGGUGCACCAGGGGGUGACGGAGCGCCAGGAGACACUGGCCCACCCGGAAAAAUGGGGCAGAACACAGGAGACGUGCAGACGAUGUACCAGGACCCUGGAUGCCAAUACUGCCCGGCUGGAGAGAUGGGACCGCCCGGAUCACCCGGAAAACUGGGACCAAGAGGGCAACGUGGACAGAACGGUGCAGCUGGAACGCCUGGAAACAACGGAGCGCCAGGACACAAUGGAGAGCUAGGGCCAUGUGGACCACCAGGACCCCCAGGACCUGCUGGAGCACUUGGAAGACGUGGAAUGGAUACGGUGAGAGAGAAGGGAGUACGAGGACCCAAAGGAGCACCUGGACCUGUUGGAGCUGUUGGAAUGGAAGGUGAAAGAGGCAAUAGAGGAGGCCUUGGUGUGGAUGGACCAGUGGGACCUGUUGGAAUACAAAGGGAACCUGGAAGAGCUGGGCCUGUUGGAGAUGCUGGAGAGGUUGGAGUCGUUGGACCAAAUGGACAAGAUGCCUUGUACUGUCCAUGCCCGAAGCGUGUCGCAGAUGGGGCCGGAGGUGGGGUAUACCAGCCGUACAAACAGUGA